CUAGCAUUCAACCACCUCUCAAGGAGAAGAAAGCAAAUCUAGCAACUCCUGCUGCUCGUUCAUCGAGCAACUACAGCCAAAUUUCUGACUUAAAAGUCCUGCCAAAUGGCUGCACUUCCUUCAAUCAGCUCACACUCAUCUUCAUCUUCUUUGUAUCCUAAUUAUCAAUCAUCACCACUAAUUUUCUCUUCAAAGACUACACAGGACCAUUGCUCACCCUUCUUCACUAUCAGAUCAAAUGGAUCUUUGAGGGGGAGAUUAUCCUCAAGCACAUUUCCAAGAGGCCUAAAAGUCUUAAAUGCAGCAACAAAACCUGCAAAAUCACCAGCUGAGGAAGAUUGGAAGACUAAGAGAGAAGUUCUUCUCCAGAAUAAGGUCAGGAGUGUAGAUGUGAAGGAAGCUCUGCGUCUUCAGAAAGAAAACAAGUUUGUGAUUCUUGACGUGAGACCAGAAGCAGAAUUCAAAGAGGCUCAUCCAUCAGGAGCUAUCAAUGUACAAGUAUAUAGGCUUAUAAAGGAAUGGACAGCAUGGGACAUUGCAAGGCGUGCUGCGUUUGCCUUUUUUGGCAUCUUUGCUGGCACAGAAGAAAAUCCUGAGUUUAUGCAGACUGUGGAAUCAAAGAUCAAUAAAAAUGCAAAGAUAAUAGUGGCUUGCUCAGCUGGGGGUACAAUGAGGCCAUCCCAAAAUCUUCCUGAAGGACAACAGUCAAGAUCACUGAUAGCAGCUUACCUGUUAGUCCUAAACGGUUACAAGAAUGUCUUCCACUUAGAAGGGGGUCUCUACACAUGGUUCAAAGAGGAUUUGCCAGCAGAGUCUGAAGAGUGAAGCAUCAUCAGUAUUACAAAUGGUGCUUCCAGAGAAACUCAAGUUUUGUCUUCGUUAGAGAUGGUAAUUUACUUGUAUCAUGACUGACUCUAUUUUGUCCAACCACGGAUGGAAGAUCUAUUUAUUGAAACUGAGUUUAAUCA
This is a messenger RNA of Populus trichocarpa (black cottonwood), 968 nucleotides long. Its product is annotated as rhodanese-like domain-containing protein 14, chloroplastic. The transcript is spliced from 6 exons. The record is from RefSeq and is a predicted model, not a curated record. Gene Ontology annotation, cellular component: chloroplast. The coding region runs from base 106 to 825 and encodes 239 amino acids. Lineage: Eukaryota; Viridiplantae; Streptophyta; Magnoliopsida; Malpighiales; Salicaceae.